This is a messenger RNA of Colletes gigas, 1002 nucleotides long. Its product is annotated as GS homeobox 1-like. The coding region runs from base 1 to 1002 and encodes 333 amino acids. Gene Ontology annotation, biological process: regulation of transcription by RNA polymerase II. The transcript is spliced from 2 exons. Gene Ontology annotation, molecular function: RNA polymerase II cis-regulatory region sequence-specific DNA binding; DNA-binding transcription factor activity, RNA polymerase II-specific. Gene Ontology annotation, cellular component: nucleus. The record is from RefSeq and is a predicted model, not a curated record. Lineage: Eukaryota; Metazoa; Arthropoda; Insecta; Hymenoptera; Colletidae.
AUGUCGCGUAGCUUCCUGGUGGACUCCCUGAUCGGCAACAAUUCGCCGCCCGCGUACCCGUUGCCCUACUACGGGAACCAAUUACCCAGUUACAUGUUCAACUUCUUCAACCUGGGAUUGGGCUACCAACCGAUCAGGCCUGUCCCCAGGCCACCCACCAUGCCCGUACCGGUUCCCAUCAGUCCUCCGGCCUUCGGAGCCUUGCCUGCUCCUGGACAGAGCCCACCGUCGCCUUUGAACACCUCCGCCAGUAGACUAUCAGACGUUUCUGCGCCGAGCGAGUCGCCGUCGCGCAACAGCACCCCGACGCCACCACCGAAGUCCCCGAACUCCACCAACAGCAGCUCGAAGAGGAUUAGAACAGCGUUCACGAGCACCCAGCUGCUGGAGCUGGAGCGAGAGUUCUCGUCGAACAUGUACCUGUCGCGGCUGAGGCGGAUCGAGAUCGCGACGAACUUGAGACUGUCCGAGAAGCAAGUGAAAAUUUGGUUCCAGAAUCGCCGGGUGAAAUAUAAGAAGGAGGAUCUGCCCGCGGGGCAGAAUCAGAAGUGUUGCUGUCUGAGAACGUGCGGCAAGAAGAAGGAGGGCUGCGACGACGAGUCGUCCAGAAAAUGCGACCGAGAGGAGGACGCUGGAAAGUCGUUGAAGAACGAGAAGGUCGAAGCACUCGAGAAGCCCGUCGAUGCGAUCGGCCACGAGGAAUCCUCGGAUCCGCCGGUGGAUCGUUUCGAGCAAUCGAUCGCGUAUCAGUCGGACAGCCCGCAGUUCCGCUGGGACGCCGAGGAGAAAUUAAAUCGUCCCGGUUACAAGAGGGAUGCGCACAAUUUGUCCAGGGUCUCGAAAAGGUCCAGCGGGGACGCUCGAGACCCGACGGACGACAAAAGGAGACGAAUCGAUGGGACGUACGUUUAUCGGAACGCGAUUCAGAAUGGCGUCGUCAGUCCUGUGUUUAGGAACGUGGAGUGCACCAAGCACACCGUCGAAAGAAUCGUUAAUUCGUAG